AUGUCGUCCACGAGCGAGCAGAACUGCGAGGUGCAGCUGGCGGCCGAAAUCGAGGUGCUGAAGGGCGCCCUGGCGGACAAACACUCGCAGCUGCUGGCGAUGGAGAGCGCCUGCCUGCAGGAGAGCGACCGGCAGGUCGAGCUCGAGGACAGCAUCAUCGCGUGGCAGGACAAGUACGAGCGGCUGUACGAGUCGCACAAGCGCGUCCAGAAGCUGAACCAGAACCUCGAGGACAAGCUGCUGAAGCUGGUUGACCGGAAUUCGGGUGAGCGGGCGCAGCUGACCAGCGACGUGGCCACGCUCAGCGUCCGGUUGGCCCAGGCGAACUACAACAUCCAGAGCCUGAAGCGGGAAAUCGAACGCUACAAGACCGACAUCAGCGUCGCCAUACAGCUGCUGCAGUGCAAACCGGACAGCUUCGUCUCGCCAAAACUUUCCUCGCUUCCGAUCGAGAUCCAGUCGAAGGUUGCCACCUACAUGCGCCUCGACACGAACUCCCACUCGGACUCGGAGGGCAGCACGAGCGGGGUCGGUAUGGCCACCACCAGCUCCUACCACGUCCUGCCCGCCUCCGACAGUCCGCCCACCAUCUGCCCCUUCCCCCCGACCGCCAUGGUCUAUUCCAUGCGGGGACUCGGUAAGUGUUAG
Molecule: messenger RNA, 648 nt
Organism: Anopheles coustani
Lineage: Eukaryota; Metazoa; Arthropoda; Insecta; Diptera; Culicidae
Product: tight junction-associated protein 1
Exons: 4
Coding region: 1-648 (215 amino acids)
Source: RefSeq, a predicted model, not a curated record